This is a messenger RNA of Aspergillus clavatus NRRL 1, 1542 nucleotides long. Its product is annotated as phosphotransferase family protein. The record is from RefSeq and is a predicted model, not a curated record. NCBI's taxonomy places the organism in Eukaryota, Fungi, Ascomycota, Eurotiomycetes, Eurotiales, Aspergillaceae. The transcript has a single exon. Bases 1 to 1542 code for a protein of 513 amino acids.
AUGCGUCCCCGCCUGCGCUACGACGAUGUCGCCUGGGAGAAAAGCGAAGCCGUCGCCGAUGGCUGGGUUCGUCAGUUUCUUGAGCCCGAAGUCCUCCAACAGGUGGGCAGGUUCCUGGUCAGACACCAUCGUCCGGGAGAUGCGGUCGAAUUCAGCUUCCUGGAGAAAGGCUCGUACAACAUCGCGUUCCAGAUGGAAUACGAGAAUGCAAUCACGGCCGUCAUACGUUUCCCCCAGCCAGGUGCCACCGUCUUUCCGGAAGAGAAAGUCCGCAAUGAAGUCGCUACCAUGCGAUACAUCUACGAUCAGACUUCCAUCCCUGUUCCGUUUAUCCACCACUGGGGGACGAGGAAGGAGAGUCCGCUGGAAUUGGGUCCUUUUAUUAUCAUGGACUAUAUCGAGCAUGAGACGAGCCUGUAUGAUGCUCUGAACACGCCUGGGUGCCCUAAGGAAGAUCGAGGAACUCUUGACCCGAAUAUCAAUAAGACCAAAUUAGAGGCUCUUUACAGAGAGGCCGCAAAUAUUUUGCUUCAGCUGUCUCGACCACAGCUACCCCGGGUAGGGUCCCUAGACCAGGUUGACGAUUUCACCUGGGAAGUGACACAGAGACCUCUAUCAAUGCCUAUGAAUACUCUGGUUCAACUGGGAUCCUUACCCCAAGCAAAGCUACCAGCCACGACUUUUGACACCGCAUCCUCCUACUUUGAAGCCCUCGCGGAGCUGCACAUCGCUCACAUCGUCAACCAGCGCAAUGAUGCAAUUGACUCAGCCGAAGAUUGUCGGCGCAAGCUGGUUGCUCGAUAUCUGUUCCGCAAACUCGCCCGAGAACAUCGCUUAACCGAGAAGUGGACAUCCUUCGACAAAGGCCCGUUCAAACUCUGGUGCGACGACUUCCGCCCAGCCAACAUUCUCCUGAACGACGACCUGAAAAUCGCGGGCGUUGUCGACUGGGAAUUCACAUAUGCCGCCCCAGUCGAAUUCUCCUUUGCGCCGCCGUGGUGGCUUUUGAUCGAAAAGCCGGAAUACUGGCCCUGCGGCCUCGACGACUGGUGUCGCGAGUACGAACGACGCCUACACACCUUUCUCAGCGUGAUGAGAGACCAAGAGGACAAAGCAAUCGAACAGGGCUGGCUGAAGAAUACGCAGCGACUCUCUGGUCCGAUGCAAGAUAGCUGGGCGAGUGGAGACUUCUGGAUUGCGUAUGCGGCGCGGAAUAACUUCGCCUUUGACCUGAUCUACUGGCACAGGAUUGAUCAGCGAUUCUUUGGGCCGACCUCUUCUCCCAUCGACGAUGUUUGGAAGCAGAGACUCGAUCUCUUGGCGCCGGAAGAGACGGCUGAUAUUGAAAGAUUUGUGGCGAUCAAGCUCGAAGAGAUGAAGACUCGGGUAUUGGCUUGGGACCCGGAUGAUUACACCAAGGAGCUCGCAGAGAAAGGAUCUGAGGAUAGCGCAGCUCAGGGGGGUGAAAACGGAGGAGCUGACGAUCGCGUGGACGACGGUGGUGAUGCUGGCUUGGAUCGGCUGGCGGGGUUGUCUCUCUGA